CAUCGAAAUUGCUACGAAGCAGGUGUUACUCCUUCGCGAUGGUUUGGUGAGCUUCCGAAGAGUCAAAGGUGCUCCAUAAAACAAUGAAUACAAAAGUGUUUCAAUCAAUUGUUGGAUUAAUUAUUUUGAUACACAAUAUUACCGGAGAUAAUUUAGGACUGCUGUCCAGUACAUUGCGUUCGUGCACAUUUUGUUGUGAUGACGAUCUGUUGAAACUCGCCUGUCCCCUUGGAACUAGCAUCUCUAUUGAAUUGGUUCAAUAUGGUGUAAGAGAGGACAACGAUACGGCACAGUGUCCUUACAGCGAACUCGAUGAUCUCUAUUAUGCUCAAGGAUCGCCUCCAUCGUCACCUUCUACGAGUAUGUUGGACAUCAUCCUACCAUCAGGAAACGUGACGAUAACAUCAAAGAUACCAAAUAACAACGAAAUGGAUGUCGCCAUGAACGACAGCCUGACCAGUUUUUCUGUGGAGAGGACGAAAGACAAGUGCACUCCGCUUUACGUGCUGCAGUAUUCAAUCCUGCAGACCGUUGUUGAAACGUGCCAGAAAAAGCGAAGCUGUCGGUUACAUGCUGCACCGAAAAUAUUCGAAACAAGUCCCUGUCCUGGCAUACAUCGGCUGGUGGAGGUCAAUCACAAAUGCCGCCCAUUUGAAUUCCGAAGCUUGACUUCGUGCGAGAAGGACAUCGUUCGGUUGACCUGUGGCCAGUACACGCGCAUAGCGAUCUACAGCGCCACCUAUGGGCGGACGGCGUACGAAAGUUCUCAUUGUGCGCAGGCAGCCACCUCGCAAGAUCAGACAUGUCUCUCGGAGCAUACGAGUCACACGCUGACGGAAAUCUGCCAAGGCCGGCGGAAGUGUACGGUGGCAGUUGAAAGCUCAACAUUUGGCAAUCCCUGCCCGGAGAGCACUCGGGUGUACCUAAAGGUGAUAUACGCCUGUGUUUUCAGAAAUGUGUUCCGGGAGCGCUACGUUACGCCACUGGAGGAUGACGAGCUGGACGAACGGCCUUUCGAUUCGAACGAGCAGUACGAUGAGGAGUUAACGCCGGUUC
Molecule: messenger RNA, 1056 nt
Organism: Anopheles cruzii
Lineage: Eukaryota; Metazoa; Arthropoda; Insecta; Diptera; Culicidae
Product: protein eva-1 homolog C-like
Molecular function (GO): carbohydrate binding
Source: RefSeq, a predicted model, not a curated record